AUGUUUCGCGCUGCCAGAGCGGGGCGCACGGUGGCGUUGUCUCUGCCGCAUCGCCGCGCAGCUCUCUUGAACCCACGCCGCGCAUUAGGCCUGCAUCGCACGGUGGGCUCUCUGAAAUCCGCGAAGAGGGAGGAGGUGUCCAGCGCGGCCAACGCUGCGGAGGAUACGGCGUCGCAACCGCUGACCGUCUACCACCCCCAGGCAGAUCUUGGAGCUGUCACCCCCGCGGUGGAUCUGUCCUCGCUCUUCUACGACACGUCGGUCACCGACAUCGCGCUUUCCAAGCGGAAGCUCACGAAAGACGACGACGAUGGAAGCUUUGCAUUCGGCCAGGUCCCACGUGGGUAUUUGAAAAAGGAGCAGAUCCUCAAGUACGUGGACAUGGAUGAGCUGGCGAAGGCGAGCGAGCUGCUGGAGGUACCGGAUGCCUACACCUACCCACUGCAUCAGAUGGAAACCAUCUCCGAGGCGAUCGUGCGCACGAUGCAGUCGCGUAUGCUCAUGUUUAAGUACGCCUCGCUGGACGACUUUUACACAAUGAAGCGGCACAUUGGGACGGACGAGGAUGUGAUGCGCGCGACUCUACCCGGCAACUCCAUCUACUUCCAGUUUGUGCACUCAGGCAGCGCCGCAGACGCCGACGGCCUGGCCGCAUCAUCGACAUUGCCGCGUGAGCACGCGAGACAGCAGGAGGUCAAGGAAGUGCGCGACGCAGUAGAGCGGAUACUGCGGCGCUACGUGUGUCGAAUACUGGAGCCCUUUCCAAACGAGCUCGCCAUUGACGUGACGCACUACGCCACCUAUCUGCCACUGCUUAACGUGAGCCGUCGUAACGUAGGUCAGGUGCUGAAGGAUAUUGAGGACUACAUGGCAAAGAGGCCGGUAGCGAAGGAGGGCAUUGCUGGGCCGCCUUCCAAAAGUGAAAUCGAGCCCCUGACGCCCGAUGAACUCGCGACGGAGAUCGCUCGCAUUAUCCGGCGCGAGGUGCUGACGCGGCGGCCGCAGAGAGACAGCGGAUGCGGUGCACAGGAGCCCGCAACGACGGGCGCACAAGAAGCGCCGAGCUCCACAGAUGCCGCCUCCACGGCGUCGGUCCGCGUCUGCAUUGGUGUGGCCACGAGUCCUGUUUUAGCAAAGAUUGCCUGCGACGCCGAGGUGCUGGCGGUGGUGUCCAAAUUACGUGGCGAGCAGGCCGCGACCGUAACGGCAGGCAAGGGUGGCGUCAAAAGCGGCGUCCCGAUGGUCUCUAUCCGCUCCUUCCACCGCCACAUCCGCUCAAUGAAGGCGUCGCGCGACUUCAUGGCGAGCUUCCCAGUGAGUCGCGUGCCCGUCUUCACCCCCGCGUUUGUCAAUCUGCUGAAGGGCACCUUUGGUAUCGUAGCGUGCAGCGAUUUCUACGAAAAGCGCUACCUCCUGUACUACUGCAUGUCGAGAGGCACGGCGCGUGCGUGCUACAACGCUGCCUUUGGUCGCAUGUACUUUGAGGCAGAGGUGAUCGAGCCUCUCGUGGCACCGGAAAACCUCAGGCACUCCAUCGCACCGCUCGAAUUCAUGGCAAGCAACCGCAUCAGCAUUGUUAAUGAAGAGCGCACCGACUACCAUGUGGCCAUGCGCAGCGUUAUCAUUGGCCAGCUUCGCAAGAAACUCCCCAAUAAUGGUUGCAAGGUCACUCAGGUGCCGUUUGGCCGGCUGUCUACCGAGGACGCGAUCCACCGCACUGCGGAGGCAGCGAUGCGCUCGCUGCACCGUCACCUGUACGCCAAGGGACUCACCUACAAUGGCAUCCGAGUAACGCUGCCGCGUUGCAACCUGGAUUCAGUGAUGGAGCGAUUGGAAGGCGAGACGACUGAGGAGGCCGCCGUCGUGGCACUUCACCGAGUGCUACCAAAGAUUCUGCUGCACCGUCACCGUAUCGACGAAGUCGUCGAUGGGGCGAAGUCUGGGAGGUACCUCACCCUGUGCGUCUUUGGCAUCUCGCUAAUACCCAUGGUGCCGCCCAUAAUGAUAAGCGAAACGGUACGGUUGGAGAAGCUGUACUUCACUGCCAGGCGGUUCUUUCUGCAUCACCAAAAUCGCACGAGGAAGCAGAAGAGAAUGCUGACAACUGGGGGUGCAGACAAGACGAGUAGCCCGGGAAGAAAAAAGCUGGGCACGGUCGACUCAGUGGUGUAUGUGUAG
Leishmania mexicana MHOM/GT/2001/U1103 is the source of this 2178-nucleotide messenger RNA. RefSeq lists its product as hypothetical. The coding region runs from base 1 to 2178 and encodes 725 amino acids. The record is from RefSeq and is a predicted model, not a curated record. The transcript has a single exon. Lineage: Eukaryota; Euglenozoa; Kinetoplastea; Trypanosomatida; Trypanosomatidae.